Molecule: messenger RNA, 4711 nt
Organism: Cloeon dipterum
Lineage: Eukaryota; Metazoa; Arthropoda; Insecta; Ephemeroptera; Baetidae
Product: arginine-hydroxylase NDUFAF5, mitochondrial
Exons: 2
Coding region: 132-1115 (327 amino acids)
Biological process (GO): mitochondrial respiratory chain complex I assembly
Cellular component (GO): mitochondrion
Molecular function (GO): S-adenosylmethionine-dependent methyltransferase activity
Source: RefSeq, a predicted model, not a curated record
ACGCCCCCUUUUCUAGUUUCAGACAGUCCUACUGGAGGCGCUUUUUUCCAUUCAGCUGAAAUUACCAAAACAAAAUCCAACACAGGCAUGGUCAAGAAGCCCGUAAAUUUGCUAGAAUUUUACUAAUAAUCAUGGCCGUGGUGGCCGCCGCACGGUGGCCGCUCCUGCGUCUGACAGGGUCGCGGGUCAUGUCGUCGAUGACCAUUUUCGACCGCUCUGCAAAGCUGCGGCAACGUGAGAGGGCCGCAAACAACCCUGAAGUCGAAGUCUUCGACUACGUCAAAGACGAGGUCGGCUACCGGCUAGCCGAUCGUGUCUUCGACAUUAAGAGGCAGUUCAAGCACGUCGUCGACCUGGGCUGCGGACGGGGCUACGUGUCCCAGCACAUUUCGGCGGACAACGUCGCCAAACUCACCAUGUGCGAGAUGAGUCCGUCAAUUUUGAAGCAGGCCAAAGGCCCAGAGGAUGGCGUUGAAGUAGAGCGUUUGGUAAUUGACGAGGAAGGCCCGCUGCCGUUCCAAGACGUGGACCUAGUGGUCAGCUCCCUGUCGCUACACUGGGUGAACGACCUGCCCGGCACCUUCGAGAGGGUGAUGAAGUGCCUGAAGCCAGACGGUGCCUUCCUGGGCUGUCUCUUCGGUGGCGACACCCUGUUCGAGCUGCGCUGCUCGCUUCAGCUGGCCAGCCUGGAGAGGUCUGGUGGCAUCGCUCCGCACGUUUCCCCCAUGGCGCACGUGCGCGACGUCGGCUCCCUCCUCACCAGGGCCGGCUUCGUCAUGCAGACCGUGGACACAGACGAGAUCAAGAUCGGCUACCCUUCAAUGAUCGAGCUGAUGAUUGACCUGCAGGGCAUGGCAGAAAACAACGCGGCCAUCAACAGGGUUGCCCACUUGCCGAGGGACAACAUCCUGGCGGCCGCUUCGAUUUACAAGGAAUUGUACGGUGAUGAGAAAGGUGUACCUGCCACCUUCCAGGUAAUUUACUUUUUGGGCUGGAAACCCGACCCCAGCCAGCCGAAACCUUUGGAGCGCGGCUCUGGAGAGGUGUCCAUCAAAGACCUCUACAGGUUGGACGAAAUAGUGAAAGAAAUUCAUAAGAAAGACCGGACAGAGUGAUUUAGUGACAGUGAAUUGUUUAAAUAAAAUGAUCUAGAUUAUUACAAAUUACGCAAUUUUCAAGGAAAUUUUUACCCUAUGAAAUUAAAACAUGAUAAAAAGCGUACUCGCCCCUGCCUCUUUUUUAGGUAGGCAUUUUGCUCGGCUUAAGCAACAAGAGGGUUGCAUAAUUUCAAAACUAUCAAAUUGUGAGAAUUUUUGGUAACAAUGACAAAGAAACUGCAAGGAUACGACGUUUUAGUUUUUGGCGAAACUGCUGAAGUUGUGUAGUAUCCAACAAGUUUAGAGACAUCCCAGUGGUAAACAUUUGAUUCGAAAGAGUUUGCAAGUUAAGGAGCUCCGAAGGUUAAAAGACUUGUUGGGAAAUUUGAAACGAUUUCAAACUUUCUGACAAUGAGUUCAUUGCCAGGUCACAUAGCUACAAAAUCUGUUGCUGAGAAUGAAAUCUGAAAUUUUUUUUCGACCUGUACUUUUCCAUAAAUUUUAACAUUGUACAUGUUCCAUUUUUAAAAUCCCUAUAAAUUGCGAAAAUCGUUAAAUCGACAAAUUUCCACCACUGUGCGUGGUUCCCAUCAGACUACACGAGUUCAUCGGUUUUGCCAAAAACGAAACGUUGAUUCCAAAGAGUUCCUUCGUGAGCUGUUUAAUAUCUUCUGAAAAUUACAAUAUUAAUGUUUCUUCAUUAUCUUGUGUCUUGGUUUGCCUCCUUCUACCCCUCUUAAUUUGAAUCAGUCCAGCCAGUAUUGCGCAGAUAAUGAAGAUUUUGUAAACUAAUACAAAUUUAAUAUUAAGCCACGCAUCAAAUUAAAAAUUACCUGCAAGUAUGAACAUGGUGUAGGUGACGCCAGGAGCACUAAAAAAAGUUGAGAACAAUGCGACCGCAAAGUAAAUUCCCACAGAGAUCUCAGCAAAAGAUUUAAAACACCACGGCCACGCUAGACAUUUACAUUCCUAAAUUUUAAAGCAGAUUUAAAAAAAAAAAUCUAUAUAAGCAGUCGACUCACGGUUGUCAAUGCACAGAUGAGAGCUAUCAUGGUCAGAAUCGAAAUCGAAUCGCAGAGAAUGCUUGCAUAAGACUGCUCAUUCAUAAACAAAAUUUUACUGGGCUGCCAGAAGACCGUCAGCAAUUCUAAAAUAAAAGUCUAUUCUUUUUACCAAAAUGAAUUAACUAGUUUUUUUACCUGUAUAGUUUUCGGUUUGACCAUCAGCCAAGCUUUCAUUAAAUUUUGCAGAGAAGCUGCUGCAAUUUUGAACCACAUCUCUCGUUGCAAGACAGAGGUGGAGGGACUGAAAUUAUUGAUUAAAUGCCUCAAAUCAAUUAAAUAAAAUAUAGGGUCUUGCUCCACUUACAAUUUCGAAACACGCAGCAAGAAUAGCACACAGUCUAGGUUUUUCCAUGUUGAUGUUGGAUCGAUCAAUUAUCUUUGUAGUAUACGGUAGUGUAAACACAGCAAAGAUGAGCUGAAACAGGGUUGUGGGACCACUGGGAAAUGUUUUGAAAGAGGUGCCAACAGAGUAGGAUCAGAUGCCCCCGUCCCUUAAUCCAAUCACACCAUUUCUAAUUGACAAUGUGGUUGGCUGCUCUAAGGGACCAAUGUCAAAAAUAGCACUACGUCGCUGGGGACUUCUGACGAUGAGCUGCAGGGAUUUUUUUUAGUUUUGGAUAAAUUGUUUUUUUUUACAAAUGAUAUACAUAUCAAACAGAAAAUUUAUUUCCUUGCAGAUAAUCAAAUCGCUUUCUUAGUUUUUUAAUGUGUUUGUGUAUUCAAAAUUGAAACUAAAUGUACCCAUUGUACCCGAUCGCGUAGGAGGUUAAGAAAUAAUGCCUGGGCCGAUUAAGAAUGAUAAAUAAAUUGAGUAAAAUUCCAAUGUUGGAACUAUAAAUUUUCCUAUUUGCUUGUAUGGUCAAGAAGAUUAAAUUUUAGUUAAAUUGUGAAAAGUGCUACAUUUGAUUGUAUGUUUUUGCUGUCUCUAAAGUCUGAACAAUUUAUUUAAAAUUUCAACUUCUUGACCGUGCAACCAAUUAGAAAAUUUUCCAGUCCAAUCCUGGGAUUUGUUUAAAUAUCAGUUUAAUUUUUAAGUAUUUUUUUUCGAUUAAGCGAAUGAAAUCAAUCAAUAUUAUAAUCUUAUUCUAUCAAUCCAUUGAUUUAUUAACUGAGUAACACUUAAUUACUACAUUUCUUUUUAAUUUUUUCUCAAUACGCGCAAAAACAAAUAAUUAAUUAAAAAUAUACUCCAUCAUCAAUCAGGACAGCACAUUUUUCUAAAUUAAAAUUAAUGACACAGAACACUUUCCGAAACAGUCUUUGAUGCAGUAUUCGUGAUUGUUGACGAAGAUGCGCGUGUAUAUUAUUUUCGAUUGCGAAUGACUUGUCGCGUCUCUGCGGCGUUUUGGUUCAAACUGGCUCGUGGCGGCUUCCACUUAGAAGUUUCAACUCAGUCUCAGCAGGCUCCCCGUUCAUGUCUUCUGUCAUGUCCAUAGAGCCAUUCAUGGUGCUGACGCCACUGAGCACCAAAAAGGCUCCCAGCAACUCGUGUCCUAAAAUAGCCAUUGUCACUUGUAGUGUCGAGCGCGGUUAAUGCGGAAACUCAGUUUACCGAGAUAGGCGAGCAGUAUGGCGAGGACGAUCGGCUCCUCCGCCUGAACGUAAACAAUCAGGAAUAUAACCACGCCGAUCUCCACCACAGUUUUCACCAGCCACGGCACACUCAUAUACGCAGUUCUCUGAAAUUUUAAUUUGUUGAAAGAAAUAUUAUUGAAAAGGAUUUCUCCUUGCAGGGGAACAAAGUUUUAGGUGAUAAGCUGAAAUAGUUUUGGCUGUUCAGAGAAAUUCAUAAGAAAUUAUUCUAAAAAACAGGAAAUUUCCUAUGGUAAAGUCUAAAGAUUUAUUUUAGCUCGAGAGGGACUAAAUGGCAAUAAAUUUGAAUUUCAUAAGGUAGGAUAUUUUUGUAGACAUUUUACCACAAGCAUUUCACUUUUUUUCCAUAGCUGAAAUUGUUAUUAAUUUAAAUUUUUCCAAUAUACAUAUGACGUGAAAAUUUUUAAACAAACAUAGCAGACUUGAUUCUAAGCCGUUCUAUUUUGAUUCUGAAUUUUAAUUAAAGUGUUAAAACUACUUAAGCACACUCAAAAUUACAAAAAUUACUCUUCUGUACGUGUGAGAAUAAUUUAGUUUCAAAUAAAUAAUCUUUAUUAUGGUGUCUGCAGGGCUAUUUUGCCCCUUACAAUUUCAUGUCAAUUUCAUCAAUAGGCAAUAAAUCCAACACAGCGUUAUAAAUUAAAUGUGACAUGCUAAAGGCGAAAUGAAGAAUACUGUUAAAAAUCUACAAAAAAUAUCGUACUUUGAAUAUUUAAAUUUUACCCCGUUUACCUAUUGAAAUAAAAUAUUUCGAAGUUACAAUAUGUUAAGAACAAUUGAAAUAGUUUUAAAUCAUUUUCAAAAUAGUAUUUAUCAAGGGGUUUCAACAAAAUUAUUGAAAACUUGCAGAAAAUUUAAAUUCAAACUUACACAGCAAAGUCCGGCGGCGAGACAAAGAAUCGAUGGGAUGCAAAACAGUUCAUACACAGCUCCGACGAUCGCCAAAUAAAACAAAAA